AUGUGGCAAUGCCUCCUCAUCAUCCUCAUCGUCCUCAGGCACUUCCGGCCGAUCCGCAGGCUCCGGGUCUUCCAGGGUUGCCAGCUACCGGUAGAGUCUCGCUUUUCCGUCGCUCCUUCAGCCGGCCCUGCCUUCCAGCGCGUGCGCAGUGACUGCGCCACGCCCCCGUCUUUUGCAGGUUGGACCUUGGAGAGGAUGGCAGUGAAACAGGUCCUGGGCCCCUGGUUCCUGAUCUACACCUGUGUCUGCUCUUGCAUCUGCUGGGGAGUCCCUGUCCCAGAGCAGCGAGCAGGGUCGAAGGCUGGGACAUUCACCUGCCUCAGCAACAGUCUUUUCAGGAUUGACUGCCACUGGUCAGCUCCUGAGCUGGGCCUGGAAUCCAGUGCCUGGCUUCUCUUUACCAGUAACCAGGUGGCUGACGUCAGGCACAGGUGUACCUUCGAGGACAGCGUGUGUACCCUCAUGCUGCCCCCCGAGGAGGUGUUGGUGCAGACCGACAACUUCACCAUCACUUUACACCGCUGUGUCAUGGGGCAGGAGCAGGUCAGCUUGGUGGACUCGCAGUUCCUGCCAUGGAGACAUGUUAAGCUGGAUCCCCCCUCGGAUUUGCAGAGCAAUGUGAGCUCUGGGCGCUGUGUCCUGACCUGGAGUAUCCAUUUUGCCCUGGAGCCCUGGAGUUCACUCCUUAGCUAUGAGCUGGCCUUCAAGAAGCAGGAAGAGGCCUGGGAGCAGGCCCGGCACAAGGACCGUAUAGUUGGGGUGACCUGGCUCAGCCUUGAAGCUGUUGAACUGAACCCUGGUUCCGUCUACGAGGCUAGACUGCGUGUCCAGAUGACUUUGUCAGAGGAGGAGGAUGACAUGGCAGAGGGGGAGUUUUAUAAGAGCCAUUGGAGUGAGUGGAGCCGGCCCGUGUCCUUUCCUUCUCCCCGGAGAUGGAGACAGGACCUCUUGCUGCCAUCCUGGCAGUGGUCGGACAGCGUCCUUGUUGCUGUGUCCAUCUUUCUCCUGCUGACCGGCCUUAUUCACCUUCUGUUCAAGCUGUCACCCAGGGUGAAGAGACUUGUCUACCAGAAUGUCCCCUCCCCAGAAGCAUUCUUCCAUCCUCUCUACAGUGUGUACAAUGGGGACUUCCAGACCUGGACAGGGGCCCACAGAGCCAGACCACAACCAAGACAGAAUGGUGUCAGCACUCCAUCAGGAGGCUCAGAGUCCAGCAUCUGGGAGGCCAUCACGACUCUCACCUACAGCCCAGCAUGCCCUGUGCAAUUUUCCAGCCUGAAAUGGGAAGGCACAGGUCCUGGCUUCCCAGGGCCUUCAAGCUUAGAGUAUGUGCUGCCAGCAGGGUGUGCAGAGUUGGAAGGACAGCCAUCUGCCUACCUACCCCAGGAGGGCUGGGCCCCUCUGGGCUCUGUUAGGCCCCCUCCUCUAGACUCAGACAGAGACAGCAGCGACUAUUGCAUCUUGGACUGCUGUGAGGAGCGCCACCCCUUAGCACUCCCAGGACACACCCAGAGCCCUGAGCUCCCACAGGCUCAGCCUGUGACCCUUGCUAUAUCCAUCAGGGCCUGACAUCUACCAAGGGAUGUGGGCGUUUUCCUCCCUCCGACCACGCUCAGUCUCGGCCUGUCUCAGCCGGGGGCACCAUGUCUAUUUUGGGGAGGUGAACGGAACUAAAGGCCUUGGGACUGGCCCUUGGGUGGGUGUGGAACUCCAGAGAGGAGGCAGCUGUGCACCGGUCAGAGGCCCUGUGGUUGGGAGCAGCAGGCUCUCAGUCACUGCUCUGCUCUGCCCCGCGGUGGGGAGGCCUCCACACUCAGCAUCUCGGCCUCAGGCUGCCUUCUCUCCUCUUUCUGCCUUUGCUGUGGUCCUGAAAAGAGGGUGUGACAGGCAGCCUGGUCUGCUCUCACACCCUUAAAGGGUUAGCCUGGGUCAAGGGGAUGCUGCGGAGAUGACAAGAGCAGGUGAACUGUCCUUUCUCUGUCCCUUCCCACUAGGACUGGAGAUAAUGUUUCUGACUGUUCCAGACCAUGGAUGGCUGGGGCUGGGGAGAAGGGUGGAGCUUUGAGCAAGUGGGGUUAUCCAUCCCCGAAAUCAACAGGAUGGAGUCUCACUGAAUGAUUCAAAGAAAUCUUACCCACCUGUAUUAAUUCCUUUUCUCGUUACUGUGAUAAACACCGUGACCAAAAGUGACUUAUAGAAGAAAGAGUUUAUGUUGGUUUAAGGUUCCAGAGGGAAGGAAUACAGCUUGGCAGCAGAAGCUCGGCAGCAAGUGGCAGGCAUGGCAGCGGGAGCAGGAAGAGCUCACAUCUUAACCAAAAGCAUGGAGCGGAGUGAACUGGAAGUGAUGCGUUAUUCCCCAAGCGAGGCUCCACCUCCUAAAGAUUCCACAACCUCCCUAAACACCGCCACCAGCCGGGGACCGAGUGAGUGUUCAAGGAUCCGAGCCUAUGAGGGACGUUCUCAUGCAAACCACCUCACCACCUCCCGUCCCGAACCUUCCACGGAGAAAGACUGAGGCGAGGGCCACUGUAGACUAUUCCCCAGCAGCUGUGGCCUGUGGGGGCACCCAUACCUCUACCACCUGUGGGGUGGUCCAGAGGGCAUGAUGGUAGCUAGAAUAUGACUGUUAUUUUCCUAGGCCUGCCCUAACAGAGAACCAGGAACUGGGUGGCUAACACUGGAGAUUUGUUUUCUCUCUGACUGAAGUUCAGGGCUCUGGAAUGGAGAUGCCAAGAAGGUCACGCUCCCCCAGAGGGAAGGGCUUGUUUCAAGUUUUGCUUCACAUCUAUUUCCUUUUGAGCCACCUCUUCCAUACUGAGACUAGAUGCUACCCCAGUGGCAGGGCAGAGCCUGCCUCAGACUCUGUGUGUGAACAGAGAUUUGUGAUCCGGUGGGCAGAAACUUAGGCUGAGCGGGUCGAUGCAUUUGUACAGAUUUGGGGCCUUAAAGCACUGACCCGACAGGAGUCCUCCUGAGACCUUGCUGUUUUUCAAAGGGCAAGCGUGGAAACAAUGGUAGUGUGAAGAUGAUUUCUGAGGAUGUAACAACGUGGAAGAGAUGGUCAAACUAUUGCAUGGUAGGCUCGGUGAGUGGGCGGGAAUGGUGCAGUGUGAGGGGUCAGAGCUGGUGUUCUGGGAGGGCUCACAAUGCUGACCCCAGGGCAAGUGAUGGCUGACAGGGUCAUCCAUGGCAUGAUGGCCUAGUUAGAACUGAGAGAGUUGGAGUCUUCCUCCAGUCCAGGUAGAGGAGAUUUAAUAUUUUAUCUUUUUAAUUUUAUUUUUAAAUUUAUCUUUCAUUUCAAUAAUUACCCUUUUUGUAUAGACACAGCAUAUACACCUACAUAAAUAUUAUUCUGGCCACUACCAUUCUCUCUCUCUCUCUCUCUCUCUCUCUCUCUCUCUC
Molecule: messenger RNA, 3402 nt
Organism: Mesocricetus auratus (golden hamster)
Lineage: Eukaryota; Metazoa; Chordata; Mammalia; Rodentia; Cricetidae
Product: interleukin-9 receptor
Exons: 9
Coding region: 1-1569 (522 amino acids)
Biological process (GO): cytokine-mediated signaling pathway; immunoglobulin mediated immune response
Cellular component (GO): external side of plasma membrane
Molecular function (GO): interleukin-9 binding; interleukin-9 receptor activity
Source: RefSeq, a predicted model, not a curated record